UAACCUCAUUGAUUUAUCACAUUCCAAAAUUAUGAUAUUGCUAGAUGCCUUUAACUUUUUAUUAGUGUUUUGUUGUUGCAUAUUUUUAUCAUAUAUUUUUUUCUAUUUGAAUGCAGAUAGUGUGAAAUGGCUUGCAUGUACUGCAAAAGAUUUUUUGUGUGCAAUUUUUAUGACAAUAAUUUACAUCUUAAAAGCAUGGUUCAACUUUUUUUAUGCAUAUCAUAAAGAUUUAAAAAAUGAAAUUGUUCUUCUAACAGGAGCAUCUGGUGGUAUUGGGAAAUUAUUAGCAAAAAAGUUAGUACAAAAAGGUUGCAUUCUGAUUUUAAUAGAUAUAGACACUUUUGGCUUAGAAGAAGUUUCUCAGACUUUAAAUGAGACAUUUCAACAACAAGUGGCAUAUCCCUUUAAAUGCGAUAUCUCAAACUAUGAUGAGAUUUGUUUAAUUAAAAAAAAAAUAGUUGAAACAAUUGGUAACCCAACAAUUAUCAUUAAUAAUGCUGGUGUUGUAGCUGGAAAGUAUUUUUUUGAUUUAAAACCAAAAGAAAUUCAAAAAACAUUUGAAGUGAAUAUUCUUUCACACUUUUGGGUUGUGCAACUAUUUUUGCCUCAUAUGCUAGAGAUGAAUCAUGGGCAUAUUGUAAGUGUUGCUUCCAUUUUAGGACUAGAUUCUUUUGCUGGAGUUUCAGAAUAUGGUGCUUCAAAAGCUGCAGCUGUAAAUUUUAUGAAAUCAUUGAGACAAGAACUUCGGUUGAUAAACAAAAAUGGUGUCCAUUGUACAACUGUUCUUCCAUUUCAUACUUCAACAGAUAUGUUUAAAGGGUUUGGUUCACGUUUUAAAAAUUUUUUUCUUCUAAAGGUGCUAGAUCCAGACUAUGUAGCUGAGCGAAUUAUUGAUGCAGUUGAAAGAAAUCAAACAACUUUGUAUAUACCAAAAAUCCUUUAUGUCAUAAUUACCCUUCUAUCCGUUCUCCCAGAUAAUUCUUAUGAUGUAAUUGCUGAUUUUUUUAAAGUUAAUCAUUCAAUGCAAUCUUUCCUUGGAAAGAAGGUUUUGUGAUUGUUAUUUACAUAGUUAUUAAUGAUAACUUUUCAACAAAAAUCAGGUUUCGCGGUUCGGGAAUCCUGUUUUUGCAAUGACUAAGUGUAAGAUUUUGUGUAAAAAUGAAUUAGGCUGACAUUGCGCUCUAGGAUUAUAUUUUGUCAAUAUUCAACCGUAAGAAGAUUGCAUGUUGGUUAAAGCGUUAUUCUAGUAUAAUUUCCUAGGUAUCACCUUAAUAAUUUUUGUUUCAUCUUCGCAUCGCCGUUACGCAGUUACUAAGCUAGCAAUUUAAUUUAACUUGAAGCGAUUUGCUUUGAAUUUUUUUUUUUGGAAAUCUAUAGCCACCGGCUAUACUUGUUGAUUGCUAGUACAUCGAUUUCCUUUUUUUGUCCGCGGCUCUUGCUUUCCAAAAUAAAAUUUUCUAAAUAAUCAAAGAACACAGUACAACAAUUUCAUUUCAAUUUGAUCGAAGAGUGGUUGGGUUUUAAUAAUUGUUCUAAAAGUAAUCCAACGCACCAAGUUAAACAGGAAGUGAAAAAGUCCUGAAAAUUUUAUUUGUAAAUAAACAUUUUAAUACAAAUUACUACUUUUGUUAUUAAAUUAUUUAAUUAUA
Hydra vulgaris (swiftwater hydra) is the source of this 1649-nucleotide messenger RNA. RefSeq names its product epidermal retinol dehydrogenase 2. NCBI's taxonomy places the organism in Eukaryota, Metazoa, Cnidaria, Hydrozoa, Anthoathecata, Hydridae. Gene Ontology annotation, molecular function: oxidoreductase activity, acting on the CH-OH group of donors, NAD or NADP as acceptor. The record is from RefSeq and is a predicted model, not a curated record.